UUAGGCUGGUAGGUGGUAUCACUGGUUGGGAAAUCUUUGUUGAUUGGUUCUUUAAUCAAGUAUUAUACUGCAAAAAAUCAUGCCAAAGUAGGAGAACCAUUAUAAUGGGAUCAGGUAACUGGAGACGGAUACAGUUUGUGGAGUGUCCCGAUAAUAUGAAUGGCAUGAUUGAUGCUGCAACGUAUGCAGACGCAGUGAUGUUGUUCAUUGACGCAAAAUAUGGGUUUGAAAUGCUUCUUAACUUUCCUCUACACAUAACUCAGAUGCUGCCUUUGAAAGGGUUCGCUCUGGUAAAUGUCGGGUUUGCGAUUAUUUUCCCUGACAAAUGUAAUGAUGUUGAGAAGAAGAUAAUCUUUGAUGACUUGAAUACUGAGAGGUUAAGAAUAGCGGUAAGAGGGAAUGCAGGUGAGGCAGAAACAUUUUAAUUUGAUCCCAAAUGAACCAAUUGGGGGUUUUGUGGGUUAGCAAAUUCCGAUGAUGUUACUCCUACUCUUUCACCCUCUGCACCUGCAGCUGUGUGUAUUUCAUUACGCAGUUACAAAUGUUGGGUUAUCAGUCAUCUACAAGCCCUUAUAUCUUUCUUAGAAACCAUGCACUGUCUAUUAUUUUUAUUGGAGUAGGGUAUAGGAGUGGGGACAUGAUGAGGUUCUUCGAUUAUUUCUCAGUGUAACUGCAGAAUGGCUUUUCUAGAUCCUUCAUUGCUUUGAACGUUGCAACCGGAUUAGCUGCUUGAAUAAUGGUUUGUACAGCCUUCCAUUAUUUCUACAAGCAGGUGGCUACUUGGAAAAGGAAGGAGUCAAUGUUUUUAAUGUUGUCGUUCCUUGGGUACAUCCAAGAGAUGGCUACUUCAAGAUUAAUUGUGAUGGCGCUUCAAAUGAACAUCAUUUUGCUGGCAUUGGUGGUGUUAUUCGAGGCGACAACGGAGUUUUUCAGGCUUGCUAUGCGAAGCACAUAUACAGGAACAAUAGUAAUGUUGCUGAAAUAUGGGCUAUAAGGAACGUUUUGCUGCUGGCGAAGGAACCGGGUAUUUUUGGCCAAUAAACAUUUUUGGAAAAAUUGGUUCGAAAAGUUGCCGGAAAGCACCCGG
Papaver somniferum (opium poppy) is the source of this 1087-nucleotide messenger RNA. RefSeq lists its product as uncharacterized. Lineage: Eukaryota; Viridiplantae; Streptophyta; Magnoliopsida; Ranunculales; Papaveraceae. Bases 105 to 425 code for a protein of 106 amino acids. The record is from RefSeq and is a predicted model, not a curated record. The transcript has 8 exons.